Molecule: messenger RNA, 1830 nt
Organism: Nicotiana attenuata
Lineage: Eukaryota; Viridiplantae; Streptophyta; Magnoliopsida; Solanales; Solanaceae
Exons: 6
Coding region: 1-1830 (609 amino acids)
Source: RefSeq, a predicted model, not a curated record
AUGGUAGAUGACAAUGCAAGCUACAGUAUUCUGAUUUCUACAAUUGCAGAACAACUAUCAAUUGAUACUACAGAAAAAAUUGUAGAAAUCAAAUGCAUCGUGAACGACAAUUGUCCCCCAAUGGAGAUUAGGAAUGAUAUGGGGGUUCGUGUUUAUAUGGAGACCAAAAAGGAGAAUAGAAACUUAGGUUCAUAUCCGUUAUGCAUAAGUGUACGAGAUUUCAAUAUGGAAUUGGCAAUCACCAACGAUAACACAAGUGCAGGUUUGUCUGGAUCCCUAAAGUUACUUGAUAUGCCAUCCUUUCUAGAUAUAGAGGAAUAUCAAAGUGAAAUAAUAAAAGAAUACACGCAAACUGAUAUUGAAGAAGGACAAGUGUAUCAGGACAAGCAAACUGUAGCUGCUGCAAUGAAGCACUUUUCUGUGGUGCACAAGUUCCAGUUCAGAGUUAAAAGAUCUAGUCAUAGAAGCUACUGGCUUGUAUGCGGUGGUGAAAAAUGUAAAUGGCACUUCAAGGCAACGUCAAUUAAUGAUUCCGCAAUGUUCAAGAUAAGGAGUUUCAACAGACAACACACAUGCUCCUUAAUGGACGAAACAUUCAUACAGCGCAAACGUACUGCAGCUAUAGUUGGUAGCAUGGUCGUUCCAAAGUAUUGUGAUCCAAAGACUGUUUACACACCAAAAGACAUACAAACUGACAUGUUAGCAGAACACGGAGUGAACCUAAGCUACAUGCAAGCAUGGAGAGCAAAGGAAAAGGCUUUACAGUUUUUGAGAGGGAAUCCAUCUGACUCCUACAGCAAAUUACCCAACUAUUUUUAUAUUCUUGAGGAGACUUAUCCUGGUUUGGUUGUUAAAUUGAAGAAGACAGCAGAUGAAUGCUUCUUAUACGCAUUUGUUGUUCUUUGUACAUCAAUAAGUGGUUGGCAACAUUGUACGCCAGUAGUAGUGGUUGAUGGGACAUUCUUAAAGUCAGCAUACAGGGGGAUUAUGCUGACAGCAAGCACCAUGGAUGCAGCAAGUACAAUAUUGCCCUUGGCAUAUGCUGUGGUUGAUUCUAAAAACGACGCAUCUUGGAAGUGGUUCUUUGAGCAAUUCAAGCAGGCAUAUGGUGAAAGACCUUCAAUGUGUGUUGUUUCAGAUAGGAAUGAGAGUAUAAUGAAGGCAACGGGCAUGCCACACUACUCUUGUAUAUGGCAUAUUUGGACAAAUAUAAGGUCAAAAUUCAAGAAGGGCCAUCUACAAUUACAUGAAUUGUACUUUGCUACAGCAGGGGCAUACACACUGGAUGAAUUUAAUGAAAGGAUGUCGAAGAUUGAAGAGAUAGACCCUCGUGUUAAAUCAUACCUCUAUGAUAUUGGCUAUCAUAGAUGGUCAAUAGUACAUGCAACGGUGAAUAGAACUUGGACUAUGACAUCAAACAUUGCAGAGUCAUUGAAUGCUGUAACAAAAUAUGCAAGAGAGCUGCCAAUAUUUGACCUACUAGAGUAUAUGAGGACGCUUCUUGAAACUUGGACGAAAGAGAAGUUAUUGAAGGCUAAGGGUACCUUCACAUACCUUGGGUACAAAUUCAACAAAGAAUUGGAGAAAAACAGUACAGUAUCUCAGAAACUUAGGGCAUCUAAAUUUAUCUUUGAUAUAGUUGUGUCACCUUGGGGUGCUCCUGUCUUGUUCGUGAAGAAAACGAAUGGUUCUACGCGUAUGUGCAUUGAUUAUCGCCAGUUGAACAAAGUUACAAAGAAGAACAUGUAUCCUUUGCCUCGUAUUGAUGACUUAUUUGAUAAGUUACAGCGUGCCAGAGUGUUUUACAAGAUUGACUUGCGUUCAGGCUAG